CCACCCGUUGAACCGUUGAGCCAAUCACAGCUCAGGGCCUGUGCAGCUGGGUUUGCAUGGAGUCUGUAUAAGGACUGUGGCUCUGAACUCUGACUUCAUUCGUUACUGUUGAAGGUAAACGAUGCCUGAACCAGCAAAGUCUGCGCCCAAGAAGGGCUCCAAGAAAGCCGUGACCAAGGCUGCCGGCAAAGGAGGAAAGAAGAAGAGAAAGACCAGGAGGGAGAGCUACGCCAUUUACGUGUACAAGGUCCUGAAGCAGGUCCACCCCGACACCGGCAUCUCCUCUAAGGCUAUGAGCAUCAUGAACUCGUUCGUCAACGACAUCUUUGAACGCAUCGCCUCUGAGGCCUCUCGUCUGGCUCAUUACAACAAGAGAUCCACCAUCACCUCCAGGGAGAUCCAGACCGGAGUGCGCCUCCUGCUGCCCGGUGAGCUGGCCAAACACGCCGUGUCUGAGGGCACCAAGGCCGUGACCAAGUACACCAGCUCCAAGUAAACCCUUGUGGUCCUAGACCUGAACUCAAAGGCUCUUUUAAGAGCCACCCACUAGAUCUGAAAGAUGAACUUCAGCU
Sphaeramia orbicularis (orbiculate cardinalfish) is the source of this 572-nucleotide messenger RNA. Its product is annotated as histone H2B 1/2-like. The record is from RefSeq and is a predicted model, not a curated record. Gene Ontology annotation, molecular function: protein heterodimerization activity; DNA binding; structural constituent of chromatin. Gene Ontology annotation, cellular component: nucleosome. The transcript has a single exon. Bases 122 to 496 code for a protein of 124 amino acids. NCBI's taxonomy places the organism in Eukaryota, Metazoa, Chordata, Actinopteri, Kurtiformes, Apogonidae.